UUUAUGUCCAAGUUUAAAGAAUUUAAAUAUAAAAAUUUAAGAGAUGAAUUUUCACAUUUAAAAGCCGAAAUGGCUAAAGAUCUUAUUCAUAAAGUUCGACCGGCUUCUAUAGAGAAGAUAAAAAAUAAACUUUCUGGAAAGGUAGCACUUCUUACUGGUGGCGCAUCCGGGAUAGGAUACUCUAUCGCGAAAAGUUUUUUAAAUCAUGGUCUAUCGGCCCUCACUAUUGCUGAUAUUCAUAGACUGAAUGGAACAGAAGCUAUAAAAGAUUUAACGCUUCAAUUUGGAGAAGAUAAAGUAAUGUUUAUUGAAUGUGAUGUUACCAGAAGAAAUCAAUUAGACUGUGCGUUUCAAGAAACUCUUAAACAUUUCACUCGUCUUGAUAUUGUAGUGAAUAAUGCUGGAAUAAUGAAUGAUGCGGUGUGGGAGAAGGAAAUUCAUACCAAUAUAGGUGGAUGUUUAAUAGGAAGCCUUCUUGGCCUACAAUACAUGUCUAAAACAAGUAAUGGAAAUGGUGGAAUAAUAAUCAAUAUGGCUUCUAUAAUUGGUCUAAUGCCUUGUAAUGGGUUUCCUAUACAUACGAUGACCCAAUAUGGAAUCGUUGGAUUGAGUAGAGCUUUCGGUGGACAUUACAAAAGGACCAGAGUGAAAGUGAUAGGCUUCUGUCCAGGUUUAACCCAGUCGCAACUCAUCGAAAAAGCUCAUAGGAACACUUUGAAUGGACAUUUCGCAAGGGUAUUCCGCAAAGAAGUUGAGGGGUGCUAUUUGCAACAUCCUGAUUUUGUAGGAGAUGGACUGGUUAAAGUUAUAGACAAGGCUAGACCUGGAUCCAUCUGGUUCAUUGAAAACAAUGAUCAACCUCACGAAGUUCAUUUUCCGGCUCUUUCAAGCAUGAUUCGCGAAAAAUUGUAUUAGUUGAUUUUGGAGGCAAUAAAAAAAAAUUCAAUUUA
Coccinella septempunctata (seven-spotted ladybird) is the source of this 950-nucleotide messenger RNA. RefSeq names its product 15-hydroxyprostaglandin dehydrogenase [NAD(+)]-like. Gene Ontology annotation, molecular function: oxidoreductase activity, acting on the CH-OH group of donors, NAD or NADP as acceptor. NCBI's taxonomy places the organism in Eukaryota, Metazoa, Arthropoda, Insecta, Coleoptera, Coccinellidae. The record is from RefSeq and is a predicted model, not a curated record. The transcript has 4 exons. Gene Ontology annotation, cellular component: cytoplasm. Bases 4 to 915 code for a protein of 303 amino acids.